AUGGAGUCGGCCGGCCAGACUAACUGGCGCGGAAAGAACAUCGGCUGCUACGUGGGCAACUUUGGAGAAGACUGGCACGACAUGCACGCCCUUAAUACGCAGCAAUUGGGGAGUUUUCGCAUCAUUGGCACGUCAGACUUUGCCGCCGCAAAUCGGGUGUCAUAUGAGUUUGACUUCAAGGGUCCAAGCGUUACUGUUCGAACAGCGUGCUCAUCCUCGUUGACCAGUCUUCACCAAGCCUGUCUGGCAUUAUAUAACGGUGACUGCUGUAGCGCCAUUGUGGCAGGAUCGAACAUCAUCAUGCAUCCAGGCAUGACCCAAGGCAUGACGGAGAAGGGGCUUAUGUCCCCGACUGGUUCUUGCAAAACAUUUGACGCCAAUGCUGACGGCUACGCGCGAGGGGAGGCCAUUAAUGCGAUUUAUAUCAAGCUCCUGGAUGAUGCCAUUCGAGAGAAUGAUUCGAUCCGAGCCGUCAUUCGCGCAACGGCAAGCAACUGCGACGGCAAGACCUUGGGCAUUGCCCGUCCCAGCACGGAAGCGCAGGAAGCAUUGGUGCGACGAGCCUAUGAGGCGGCCGGAAUCAAGGACCCUUCACAAACACCUUUUGUCGAGUGUCAUGGCACAGGUACACUGACUGGAGAUCCCAUUGAAACAAACGCCAUGGCAAACGUCUUUGGGCGUGGACAGACGUAUAUUGGAUCGGUCAAGGUAAAUGUCGGCCAUUCCGAGGGCGCAUCCGGUCUCAGCAGCAGCAUCAAGGCUAUUCUUGCCUUGGAGCACGAGACAAUACCGCCUCAGAUUAACUUUUCGAAUCCAAACCCGGACAUUGCCUUUGACAAAGGAAAUCUUGUCGUGCCGCUUGAUCCCAUUCCUUGGCCUAAAAACCGUGGCGCCAGAGUCAGUAUCAAUUCGUUCGGUAUCGCCGGUGCCAAUGCACACGUUAUACUGGACUCGGCUGCCUCGUAUAAUGGAUCCCAGCCCCGAAAGCAGCAGCCAAGCCAGGGCCAAGUUGAGGGAUUCGUGAAUGGACCCGAACAAAUCGACAAGUCAAGCAACAUGAGGGUCCGUUACUCCAACAUGGCUUACACGCCCGCCGCAGAGCCUUGGCCACUGCUGAUUCCGGUGUCGGCCGACAGUGUCCACUCGCUCCACGCUCGAAAGGAACAGGUGCAACGAUACAUCAAGUCUCACCCAGCAUCUCUGGAUGCCGUGGCGUACAGUUUCGGAUCACGUGUCCAAUGGGCGGGCAUGGCAAAGGAACUUUUGCGCUUCUCAUCCUUUUGCAACGACAUGUCACUCAUGGAUGAGACGUUGCAGGGCUUGGAAGACCCGCCGUCGUGGUCAAUUCAUGAGGACUCGCAACCUCUCUGCACUGCUGUCCAGGUCGGUCUCGUUAAUUUCUUGGCCAAGGCCGGAAUCACGCCUGCUGCCGUUGCUGGCCACUCAAGUGGCGAAAUUGCAGCUGCAUAUGCCGCCGGAGCCAUCUCGCUAUCAGAGGCCAUCUUGAAUGCAUACCACCACGGACUGGCUGUCACGCAUGUUCAACGUCGCGGUGCCAUGGCAGCGGUAGGCAUGGGCCGAGCGGCGGUGGCACCUUUUAUUGCGAAUGGAGUCGUUUUGGCGUGCGAGAAUGGCCCUAGAAGCGUAACUCUCUCCGGUGAUGAAGAUGCUCUGGAGCGGACCCUUGCCGCCAUCAGUGACAAGAACCCCAAGACGGUUAAGCGGCGGCUGGGUGUCAAUGUUGCAUAUCAUUCAAGUCAUAUGCAAGAAAUUGGCGCCAUGUACGAGGAAAUGGUCCAGCGGCACCAAAAAGAAGGCCUCACUACUGUCCCCUUCUACUCCAGUGUAACGGGACAGCUGGUUGAGACGGGCUCAAGACUUGAGUCUUGCUACUGGAGGACCUUGGAGGGCCCGCUCCGGCAGAUUGCCUUUGAGACAAAGAGCCACAGCCUUCCCUACGUUGCCACUUUGAAGAGGGACGAGAGUGCUACCUUGUCACUGUUAACGGCCCUAGGUGAAAUGUAUUUGCAGGGAUGCCCCGUAAACUUUUCCUUCAACCCAGAGACGCCGGUUCUCGUCGACGUACCACACUAUCCCUGGGACCACCAGCUAGAGUAUUGGAGCGAAAGCCGGUUAUCAAGGGCCAUCAGACAUCAACGGCAUCCGUACCACGAGCUUCUAGGGUCAAGGGGACUGGAAUCCAUCGACACGGAGCCCUUCUGGCGAAAUCAGCUCCGCGUCGAUAAGGUUUCCUGGCUCAAAGAUCACAUGAUUGGGGGAGACAUUCUUUUCCCGUGCGUUGGUUACGUCGCCAUGAUGGGCGAGGCAAUCAGACAAGUGACAGACCAGGACGCGUUUACUCUGCGGAAUCUCGUCGUCAGAUCUGCCAUGGUGCUUGAUGAAGCGGCAACUCUUGAGACGAUGACCACCAUGAGGCCUUUGCGUCUAAGUGACAGCACCAACUCGUCGACGUGGCACGAAUUCAGCAUCUCGACUUUCAAUGGAACGUCGUGGGUCCAGCACUGCAUUGCCCAGGCAGAGCUGGCGUCGAGGAGCAUGCUUCAACGGCUCCGGCGGGGAGCAGCACGGCUCCUCCAUAUACCCUUCGGGCCGCGCUUCCAGGUCCUGCGGGAUAUUUCUGCCAGCCCAACGCAGCCCGAAGCAAGAGCCAGCGUUGCAAGCCACUACGACGACGAGGCCGCACAUUCCUCGGUUCAUCCCACGGCCAUUGAUGGGAUGGGCUGGGGAACUGUCAAGCUGGCCCUUCCUUGUCCUGACAGGAACACAUACAACCUGGCCGGCGGCACGGCCAACUUGGACGAGUUUCUGUCUCUAUACUCCCAUGCGAGGCCGGCCCUGAGGGUGCUCCAAGUCGGAGCUGGCACAGGGACUACGGAGAAUGUCUUGAAAGCCCUCGGGUCAAAAGACGGAGGCGGAACUCGACUGUAUUUACACUACACCUUGAGCGACAUCUCGGCCGGCAUCUUGGCCGCAGCUGAGGAGAGAUUCAAGCGUUAUCCGGCCAUGGACUUUAAAAUGUUGGAUCUUUCCAGGGAUGCGACUCAACAGGGACUCAAACGUGCCUCUUACGACUUAGUAAUUGUUUCAAACACUCUUUACGCCACCCCGAAGCUCGGCGAAACGCUGCGCAGUCUUCAUUCUCUUCUGGCACCGAGAGGCAGGCUGUUAGUCCAGGAGUUGGGCUUUUUGCCUAGUUGGUGGGCUCGAGAGGUUGACGGUCAAUCAACGGAAAGGUUUAUCUCGUUAGAGCGUUGGGAUAGAGAGCUCAGCGACGCAGGCUUUUCGAGGACGGAUUCGGUCAUGCUGGAUGACGACGAAUCGCAUCAGAGAACCGCCGUCAUAGUUGCAACUACGGCGCACGCAGGGAGCUGGGACCGACAAGUCACAUUUCUAUGCAACAAGAAGAGGCCAGAAUUUGGACUCGCUCUAUCACGUGUUUUCCAAGAUGAAGGUUUCGCAGUUUCCUGGGCCAAUCUCGGCGACACAAACCAGGAUUUUGGUCGGAAUGUUGUUUCCUGCAUUGACUUGGAAACCCCCUUCUUCCACGACAUGUCCGAGGCCGAUUUCGAGGCGUUGGUAGCCUAUAUUUCGAAAAUCCAGGGCGGUCUUUUCUGGCUCACCCGGCCGGCCCAGAUUGAAUGCGCCGACCCUCACUACGGAAUGACAAUUGGAGCGGCCCGAGUAAUACGGAACGAGGUUUGGUCAAAGUUUUCGACGUUGGAAUUGCAGACACUUGACCCCAAUGUCCUUCCCCUUGUCUUGGCCGUCUUUAACAAGAUCCAGGAACAGGUCAACUUUGAGCUUUACAAUGCGGACCGGGAAUUUGCCGUUCACGACAAGGUCGUCUACGUUGGCCGCUACGACUGGUUUCAACUGUCUGACGAGCUGGAGGCUCCUGUCGACGAUGAUGGCCCAAUGUGCCUGGAGAUUGGCCAGGCAGGAUUAUUAGAUACUCUUGGUUGGCGUCGAUGCAAUUCGGAAUCAAAGCCUUUAGCAGACGACGAGCUGGAGGUUGAAGUUGGCUGCGUGGGGUUGAACUUUAGGGACCUCCUUAAUGCCAUGGGCAUGCUAGCGCCCUUGGAAGCCACAUUGGGCGGCGAGGCUUCAGGCAUCAUCACUCGCGUCGGAUCGUCGGUCCGCCACGUCAAAGUCGCAGACAGCGUCAUGGCUUAUGGUGAUGGUUGCUUUGCAACACAACUGAGAAUGCCCGGUCGCCAAGUUGUUCGCGUGCCUGACGGCAUGAGCUUGGAGGACGCUGCCAGCCUCCCCGUUGCUACCAUGACGGCAAUCUACUGCGUCUUCAACGUCGGGCACAUGUCAAAGGGACAGUCCAUCUUGAUUCACUCGGCUUGUGGAGGCGUUGGUCUUGCUGCUCUCCAAGUUUGCCGAAUGCUGGAGCUCGAGAUAUAUUGCACUACCGGGAGCGACGAAAAGGUCCAGUAUCUAGUCGUCAACUGCGGGACUCCCCGAGACAAAAUCUUCUCCUCCCGCGACACGAGCUUCCUUGGAGGCGUGCUACGAGCCACCGACGGCCGCGGCGUCGACGUGGUGCUCAAUUCUCGGUCUGGAGACUUACUACAUGCCUCUUGGCAGUGCGUUGCUAAACACGGAAAGAUGGUGGAGAUUGGCAAGUCCGACUUGAUCGGUCACGGCUCUCUAGCUCUCCACCCGUUCCUCGAGAAUCGGUCUUUUCACGGUGUGGAUAGGGACCUGUUAAAAAAUGACCGCCCUGACCUCAUCCAAAGAACCAUGGAGGCCUUGGUCGAAUACUACCAGCAAGGCCACCUCAAGCCUAUACCGCGCCAUGUGUUCCCGGCUCAUAACAUAGCUGAUGCAUUUCGCUACAUGCAAAGCGGGCAGCACAUUGGAAAGAUUAUCAUCUCUGUGUCCAAGGACAAGAGUCCCCUCCCAGCCAAGACGACUUACUGGAGCCCAUCACUCUUGGCUGAUGUGAAACGGGCCGUGGAGGCUGCGCCUUCUCCCAUUGCCGGCCUUUUCCAGAUGUGCAUGGUCCUCAAGGACAAGCUUCUUUCCCAGAUGACUUACCAAGACUGGACUGCGGUGCAGGACCCCAAAGUUGAAGGAACUUGGAAUCUCCACCAAGCCCUCUUGGGCACCAAACUCGACUUUUUCAUCCUCCUCGGCUCGACGAGCUCGACAGGUGGCUUUGUCGGACAGGCCAACUACGCAGCCGCAAACGCAUUCCAGGACUCGUUUGUGCAGUACCGCCACCGUCUGAAGCUGCCAUGCUCCGUCAUCGACGUCGGGCUCAUGAAGGGGAUAGGCUACGCCGCCCAGCGGCCCGCGCUACUCGACUCUCUACGGGACAAGGACUUUUACACGGUGCAGGAACAGCAAAUGAUGGACUCUAUUCAGGUGGCCAUCAGCCAAUCUCAGCCGGGGAGGAGUGACUGGACGGCCAUUUCGACCAAGCCCUUGUUGCAUACGGACAAUCGUAUUACUUGGAAGCGGGACUUUCGCAUGGGCAAGUAUUACUUGCUCCACCCUCAAGAGGAUGCAACUGGCGAGGCCAAAGAGACCGGGGGCAUCCGAGAUCUCGUCAACUUGGUUGCAUCAGACGCUCGGGUGCUUCACGACCCUGCCAGCCUCGAACUCGUGACGGGAGAGAUUGGGCGCACAAUAUGCGGCUUCCUAGUCCGUCCGGCCGAGGACCUGGAUCCCAGCAUGAGCAUAAGCUCCUUGGGCCUCGACUCGUUAGUCAGCGUCGAAGUCAGCAACUGGUGGCAUCAAGUGAUGGGGGUUGACAUGACUGUGACGAGGAUUGCAAAUGCAGGGACACUGGGGCAUUUGGGCAGUAUGGCAAUCGAUUUGCUACAGGAAAAGUACGGCGUCAAGGCAAGGUGA
Molecule: messenger RNA, 5886 nt
Organism: Hirsutella rhossiliensis
Lineage: Eukaryota; Fungi; Ascomycota; Sordariomycetes; Hypocreales; Ophiocordycipitaceae
Product: polyketide synthase dehydratase domain-containing protein
Exons: 21
Coding region: 1-5886 (1961 amino acids)
Biological process (GO): fatty acid biosynthetic process; secondary metabolite biosynthetic process
Molecular function (GO): fatty acid synthase activity; oxidoreductase activity; phosphopantetheine binding
Source: RefSeq, a predicted model, not a curated record